UCGACAAAAAGUAAAAGUUUGUACACUAGUGUAAUCGAUUCAUUUUGGUAAAUUUGUGUAAUAAAUGUAAAAGCCAAUUGACGGAAAAGGCCCAUCUGAAUGACAAUCAAUUUAUAGCACCUUUGACAUACUAUUUUCCCUUGUCAACAGUACUCGUCUGGCUUAGUCUUUAUUGACUUUUCCCCUAGGAUGCCGAAAAUACUUAGUUGCCUCGCAAUAAGCUUAUACUUUGUAUUUACAUUUAAGUUGUUCUCUACCCUUUUGCCUUGCCUGGUGCAUUGCGUUAAGUUUCGUUCAUGGGAGAAAUGUGACUCUGGGUUGGAGACUAUUUGGAUAAUGUCGGCUUCUGUCGGCGCCAGCGGUUUGAUGUUGGUGACUGGAAAUUACAGGGAGUUCUUUUUUCUGUACAAUUGGUUAAUAGUCAUCGCUGAGUUGAUUGUGCUUGAGUUUUGUUAUAUUGCGUAUGCCAAUAUUUUGUCUGAAAAAAAUGUGUGGCAAUGGCAGCUUAUAUUCUUUGGUUUCCUGAUCUGCAGCUUCUUUUUGGUUUUAUUACACGUGCUGGUAUCUAAGAAAAUUAUCAAAAAUCGAUUGAUCGAAAAACUUUUGCAUUUGGUACCUGAUAAAACUGAUAUUUGAUUACGACAAAACAAUAUAUUACAAAAUAAUAAC
Messenger RNA from Drosophila suzukii, 669 nucleotides. RefSeq lists its product as uncharacterized. NCBI's taxonomy places the organism in Eukaryota, Metazoa, Arthropoda, Insecta, Diptera, Drosophilidae. The record is from RefSeq and is a predicted model, not a curated record.